CGCGGCUGGCCAGCGCGCACCCGCGGCGCGGGGCACGCGCCUCGUGCACGCGCCCGGCCACGUGACUCCGCGCGGCCAACCGGCGCGCCGGGAUUUAGGGAUAAAGCGCGGCCCCGCGACAGUUGCGGCGGGAGAGCGGCGGGGCAGAGAGCGUGACUCGCCCGCUCCAGUGCCACCGGUUCCCGCUGCGCUUGCCGCCGCCGUCGCCGCGCAACCAUGUCGGAAGAGAAGCCCAAGGAGGGUGUGAAGACCGAGAACGACCACAUCAACCUGAAAGUGGCAGGGCAGGAUGGCUCAGUGGUGCAGUUCAAGAUCAAGAGGCACACUCCGCUGAGCAAGCUGAUGAAGGCCUACUGUGAGAGGCAGGGCUUGUCAAUGAGGCAGAUUCGAUUCCGGUUUGAUGGACAACCAAUCAACGAAACAGACACUCCAGCCCAGCUGGAGAUGGAGGAUGAGGACACCAUUGAUGUAUUCCAGCAGCAGACAGGAGGAACGGCCUCCCGAGCCAGCGUUCCCACACCCAACCAUUUUCCUGACAUUUGCUAUUGAAUGGUGACCAUGCAGCCACACCAAUCACACAAGAGUCCGCAGAAGCCAGAGUCACCGAAAAGUCUCCUUUCCCGAUGCGCUUGGAGUGAACUACAUCCAGAAUACGCUGCAGGGGCGAGAGCAUUACAUACCCUGGUCGUUAGGAGGGUUUGGUUUGGGGGAAAUGAGGCGUGAGGUUUUUGGGGUUUGUUUUGUUUUCAUUUCUGUUUCCUCCCAUUUCUAAAAUUUUUUCUCCCCCAAACUUGGGUCUGGAUGUACAGACUCUCACCCUGUGGCCUGAGUCUAAUCCCUAGAACUGUGGUUUCCUCCGGUGUGACUUGUCCUGAUCAGGUAGAGAGAGCUUGUGGUCACAUUACCCAGUGGGCAUACGUGUGGGAUGUGGGGAGGGGCAGAGAAGCAGAAUUCUACCCGUUUGUUGUAGGCAUAGGAUAUUAAAAUGUGAAAUACUGUAAAUUUGAGCUUUGUCAAGCAUAUGGUGAAGUUAAGGGGAAAAGACCAAUGCUUCUUAAAAACUGUGAGGACUCUUCCUACUGUGGCCCAGGCCUGCAUAUGCCCACUUGCUACUGGCAUCUGGUAAUGGAUACAUCGGUAACGGUGGCACAGUGAAACCCACCCCCCUCCCUUUUUAUAAUGUCGAAGAAAGUAAUUGUCCCGUCCCAUUUGGAAAUUGAACAUGGUCUCAGAUUCUUCUGGUCCUUGCUAGAUACAUAAUUAUGGUUUCUGUCUAAGAAGGUAAUCGGUUAAGUAUCAAGUUUGCUGCGAUGUUGUGUAAGAGCCCCACUUUCAAGUGUGGUUGCAAAAGCAAGCCCAGGAAAGGUGACCUCAUUCUCCCGGAUUGUGCUGUGCAGCUUUCCAAGUGUGUGUUAACGGGACGCAUCGGUGGGUGACUGCGGUUCUGCAUCGUGGGGUCAGUUAAAUGUCUAUAGUCCCUGCCUGUCAUCCUUCUGUAAGGAUCCAUUGCUGCUUGAUGGCCAUCUCUGCCUUUUAUAGUCACCCGACACUGACCUACCAUCUCUCGCUUGCUUAAAGUCCCGAGGAAAAUGUUUCUGCCCGUUUGCUGCGUGGGCCUGGGUGGGGUGUCUGUCGGCUCUGUUGUGUUUCUUCACCGGUUUGUACCUGUUAUCCUUUACUACUGUAAACAGUAAAUAUAGUUUGGUAUUCUGUCUCUUG
Messenger RNA from Rattus rattus (black rat), 1719 nucleotides. RefSeq names its product small ubiquitin like modifier 3 (gene Sumo3). Gene Ontology annotation, molecular function: protein tag activity; ubiquitin-like protein ligase binding. Gene Ontology annotation, cellular component: nucleus. The record is from RefSeq and is a predicted model, not a curated record. The transcript has 4 exons. Gene Ontology annotation, biological process: protein sumoylation. The coding region runs from base 217 to 549 and encodes 110 amino acids. NCBI's taxonomy places the organism in Eukaryota, Metazoa, Chordata, Mammalia, Rodentia, Muridae.